Cheilinus undulatus (humphead wrasse) is the source of this 4309-nucleotide messenger RNA. RefSeq names its product sphingosine kinase 1-like. Gene Ontology annotation, biological process: negative regulation of apoptotic process; sphingosine biosynthetic process; cellular response to growth factor stimulus. Gene Ontology annotation, cellular component: membrane; cytoplasm; intracellular membrane-bounded organelle. The coding region runs from base 75 to 1736 and encodes 553 amino acids. The transcript has 5 exons. NCBI's taxonomy places the organism in Eukaryota, Metazoa, Chordata, Actinopteri, Labriformes, Labridae. The record is from RefSeq and is a predicted model, not a curated record.
GGUAGCAAUGUGAGAGUGAGGCUUCUGCUUUAUUCCGGACCUCCGCACGUCUCGGUCUCCGCCGUCCGCUCAGGAUGGAUGAGAGGCGAGCUGAACCGGACCGCAACACCGGCACCAGUCCGGUUUCGCUUUACGGGGAGUUUACGGUCACUGGUUAUCGAAAAGUCAGGUGUGCCGUAAGCUUGACCGAAAAGGACCUCAUCGUCCAGAGGCUCACUUCGACACCUGUCGGGCGGAAUAAGCUGGUUCUGAGUCUGAAGGACUGCGUUGGCUGCCGGGCUUACCGGGAAGAUGACAACGCAGACCCAGCUGCGUACUUGUCCGCUUACUUCUACCCGCAAAAACGCCGCUGGAUGAGUUCCGGUGUGUCUCGGCAGAGAGUGGAGCAGAGCUUUCGUCUCGCCGCGCUUCAAGAUCCUCGCGCCAACCUGGAGGAGGCGGAGAAGUGGGCUCGCGCUGUCCGAGAACGCUCAGCCCGGCAGCAGUAUCUAAGAGACGGGGUGCUGAUGAGCGAGCAGUCUCGUCCACGCCGGAUGAUGCUGCUGGUGAACCCUCAGAGCGGGAAAGGACAGGCUCUCACUCUCUACAACAACCACAUCCAACGCAUGCUCAACGAGGCAGGAAUCCCACACACACUGGUCAUCACUGAGCGGCAGAACCACGCCCGAGAGCUGGUGAGGGAGGCUGACCUAACGCAGUGGGACGCUUUAGUCAUCAUGUCGGGGGAUGGACUUCUGUUUGAGGUGAUAAAUGGUCUACUGGAGAGACCAGACUGGGAGGAGGCCAUCCGCACACCGCUGGGUAUCCUUCCUGGUGGAUCAGGAAAUGCUUUGGCAGCAUCGAUACAUCACUACUCCAGAUCCUCUCCGGUGUCGAGUGAGGAGCUCCUGCUCAGCUGUGGUUUCCUUCUCUGUAAAGGCCUUGUGUCACGUAUGGACCUAGUCUCCAUCCACCUUCCCUCCUGCCCUCGUCUCUUCUCCUUCCUCUCCCUUGCUUGGGGCUUUGUAGCAGAUGUGGACAUAGAGAGCGAGAAGUACCGUCAUGUAGGAGCAGCCAGAUUCACCGUGGGCACACUGGUGAGGCUGGCCUCCCUCCGCGUUUACAAAGGCCGGCUGGCUUACUUGCCCUCCCCUGAGGACUGUAACAACCAGGCAUGUUUUAGGAAUAACUUGACUCUGCACUGCAACAAUCAGACGUUAACUCUGGAUCUGUGUAACCGGUCAAGAGACUCUUUAUGCCACAACACCUUCCACAACUCCUGCCACUCCAACAACUCCCUAAAGGUGCGGCGAACAGAAAACACUCCGUCUAGAAGUCCCACUAAAACUCUAAAUGGACCACCGGACUCUCUCAUGCUGCCCCUGGACCAGCAGCUACCCAGAGACUGGGUGGUGGUGCAGGAGGAGGACUUCGUCCUUGUCCUGGCCAUGUACCAGUCCCACUUGGCCGAGGAUCUUCUGGCAGCACCAGAUGCUGCCCCGGAUGACGGUGUAAUCCAUCUCUUCUAUGUUCGAGCAGGAAUAUCCCGCGCUGCGCUGCUGAAGCUGUUCUUGGCGAUGGAGAAGGGCGCACAUCUGGCGACAAACUGCCAACAUCUGGUGUAUGUGAAGGUGCGGGCACUCAGGCUGGAGCCGUUUUCACCCAAAGGGAUCAUAACAGUGGAUGGAGAAGUGGUGGAGUAUGGGCCGGUGCAGGCGGAGGUGCACAGAGGACUGGCCAGAUUAAUCAGUGGAUGAACUGAACCAACAUUUUUUCAUUUUCACUCUUUAAUGCCCAAUAAACACACUUAAGCCUUUAAAAUUAGAAAAUGCAGGUACAGAUGAAAGGAAUGGAUGUUAGACUCAAUCACUGUUAAGGUAACGACAGCCUCUCAGAGGUAAAUAGAAAACUGUGUUGUGUGGAAACAUAUGGGAUGACAGCUGUGAUUAUAACAAAAAAAAGGGCCAUUUAUGGAGACCCAAAGUGUUUAAUAUGCAUCCACAAAACAGACGAAUUAAUAAAUGAAAAGAAAAUUCUUAAUAUAGAUAUAGUAAAUUAUAAAAUAAUCAAAAAAGGGAAAAAGACAUUUUUAGUGUGUUGUUAUUAUAUUUAUGAAAUGCAGUAUCACUGUUUUUCCCCACAAUGGAGCACUUAUGGCAGAAAUCUCUCAUAUCAAAGUUUCCUUUCUUCACCAGCUUGUAUCUCUCAUAGCCUUGAUCGGUCUCAAGACAAACAGCAGAGACAGCUCUGUGACUGGAUGUCUUUUGUGAAAAUAACCUCAAAUUAAGGCUCAGUCCCAUUUCUAACUUUUAAUUCUUGAAAUCAGUUUAAAAUGUCCCUUAAAACAGACACAAGGGUUAGUGGUAAAAUCCUCCCCCUUCAAACUCCUGAAACAUCCUCAGUGGUCAUCAACAGCAUUAGUGUAAAUGUCAAUAAAACCGGACAUUUCUAGCUUCAAAAUCAAAAGAACCAUAAUGCAUUGAAAUAACAUUAAAUUGUGAUAUUAGAUUGUUGUUGCUAUUUUCAAAUCUUGCUGAUGAAUUGCAAGACAUUGUUAGAAAUUUACCUUAAAACUCUGUUUGUGGUCUGCCUCUGGAAAAUUCCAAAUCAUGUAUUUCAACAAGAAAAUACAUGAAUGUGUAAAAUGUAGGGGUGAACGCAAGAGGUGUAGAGGAAUAGAGCCUCAAUGGCUCUGUAUGAAAGCUUUAAGCAGAUAUCUAAUCAUAAAAUUGAAUAUGCCUGGUUGUUCUGAUCAUCUCAUUCACUCUAAAAAAAAUAAAAUAAAAUUAACAGUGGAAAUAUUGUGACAUAAAAUCAGUGUACUAAAAGGAUAUUUUGAGCCUAAAACUGACACCUACAAUAAAAGGUAUCAUAUUUCAGGUUUAUUAAGUGUUAAGAUAUUUACAAAAUAAUUAUUAAAGUUAUGUAUGAAUUAAUUGAGUAUUAACAGUUUGGGUCUUCAUAGCAAAAAAUAAAAUAACAAACAAAUCCAUCAGCAUCCGUAGCCUGCAUCCUCUGAGCGUGUUUGUUGCUGCAUGAGGACAGUUUCUGACACAUUGCUUUGAGUUGCAGCUUCUUAUGCAACAGCAGAGGGUGAAUUUGUCUGCAUAGCUUUUCUGCAACUUUCAGUGCACAUGUGAGUGUGAUGCAGUAAACAAUCAGGAGCAGUGCUGUCAGUGCCAUCCAUAUUUUGCACAUUUAGUCAUCAAGCUGUGCAUGGGUUCAUUAAUCAGAGAAAUCCUCAUAUUCUCAAUAUAAAUGAAAGUCUGAAACUUCUGAAUUCUGGUAUUCUGGUAAUAAUAAUAAUAAUAAUAACUUUAUUUGUAUAGCACUUUUAAAAGCAUGGGUUUACAAAGUGCUUUGACAAGUGCAGAAGCAAGUAGAGGUGCGACGGUGCUUAUCAGAUCUAAUAUUAAUCACUGCUCAGAGAUGAGAGAGAGCAUCAGCUGGACCAUCUUUAGAUAUGACUGCUUAUAUUUAUAGUGUUUUCUCAUAUCAAAGCUCAUUCUAAUGGACACGAAACUUUCUAAAGUGUCUGAUCAGUGGUUAAAGAGUAUAGAGAGGGUUUAAUUGGUUGCCUUGAAGAGCCACUCCUUUCUAGCCUUCCGAACAAACCAUGUUACCUUAAUUUUACCAAAGAACAAGUUAGUUAUAAAUCUUAAUUGAUAAUUAAAUUAUACUUUGAUCAAAGGGACAUGCCAAUUCCAAACACAAGUCUUACAAAAGGUCAGCGAUUAAUAAUUACUGGAGUUUUUGUGUAACCACUCUUUCAUAAACCUACAGGUCCAUUAAACUGGUUUGUUGCAUCUGUGUGGCAUUUAAGUGGCUCAGCCAAUGCUGAGAUAAUAAAUCACUCACAAAGGUUGAUGCAGACCAGGUAAGACGUGAUCCUUCAUAGAAAUAAACACUAAACUCACACUGAUAAACCCUGUGAUCCUGUUCAGUGAGUCCUGCAUCCUCCAUCUUCUUCAUCUUCCUCCUCUUCUUUCAUCCAUCCAUCCGCUGCUUUGAGCACUGCGGUGCUCUGCAGAGUGGUCUCGGGCUGUGUCUCUGGCUCCAGCUGCUUUUCAGAUGCACAAACACAUGCAGGCUGUCCCUGUGGAAGACUUAUUACUGAUCAUCACCGAAAUGUCCUUAACAUCCCGUUUUAAGUCAUAGAGAGGAAAUGAUGAUGGAGGAUUCAGGCCUGCUUUAACAGUAAAGUCUGAUUUCUUUUAAGAUGUUUGUAAUUGUGAUUUAAAUCAUUUCAGACAUCUGGCACAGAAAGGUUAAAACAAAAUCAGACUUCUGAGUCAAAGUAAAAUGAACUCCUGAGAAGUCAUGCCUUAAA